Molecule: messenger RNA, 3209 nt
Organism: Pseudoliparis swirei
Lineage: Eukaryota; Metazoa; Chordata; Actinopteri; Perciformes; Liparidae
Product: small membrane A-kinase anchor protein-like
Exons: 2
Coding region: 463-705 (80 amino acids)
Molecular function (GO): protein kinase A regulatory subunit binding
Source: RefSeq, a predicted model, not a curated record
GGCUCGGCUCUCCGCUCUUCCAGUUUAGGGAUUUUUGCUUAUUUACCCACCUUUUUUUUGGAAGAAUCCGCUUUUUAUUCUACAGGAACCGAACCAGCGAGCAGCAGCAGCUUUGGGGAUAUAUUUUAUAUAUAUAUUUUAAGCUGUUUUAAGGAGCAGAGGAGUGGGCGGAAGGAGCAGAUGAUGUCCGGAUUAUUGUUUACUUGAGCGACCUCGGGUUAUUUAUGUUUUUGGGUUGUUUAUGGAGGAAAACGAGACGCAUUUGAGGACACUCUGUAAAAAUAGAGGAAGCGACGGGUUGCAGCCACCGAGGGACUGACCCGAUUCGCCGCCUCCAGACCCGCGCCGGGUGGGGUGGGGUGGGGGGUGGAGGCCUCCCAGCCGCUCUGCUUUCGUAACGCGGGACGUGGAUGAGACGCGUCCUCCACCCUAAAGUGAAACCGAUGCGACCUCCUCCAGAGGAUGGGCUGCGUCAAAUCCAAGAGGAGCGAAAACGCAAACUCCUCGGAGCGGGCCGAGGGGGCGGCCUACUUGGUCCACGCGGGGGAGACGGGCUCGCCGCCGCAGAGCGACCUCGAGGUCAACCCGGUGCUGCUGGACUACGCCCACAAGCUCUCCGAGGACAUCGUGGCCCAGGCCGUGCAGCAGUGGGCCGAGCUGGACCGCCGCUACUGCGACAUCCCGUACAUCGAAUGUGACGAUUGAAACGAGGUCUGGAAAAACACCUCCAGUGAUCUCAGCUGCUGCGAGCGGGAAUACCAACGAGAGGUCGGUAAUUUCCGUUUGACCUACUUCUGGAUUAAAGUGGGAUUGAACCCAAAAGCCCUCCUCCCACCGCGCUCCUGAUCCCGCUCACAUUCCUGUGAUUAUCCGUCUGGUGUCUUCAGCUGGGUUUCCCAUCUGUGUCCAGACCUUAUUCGUCCCCUCGCUCUCGGCUAUCCCAGUGGGAGUCCAUCCCGGUCCUCUUCCUCCCAGAUCCCUCACACACCGAUCCGCCCGGCUCCCGCCGCUCUCCUGACUCCCUGGAGGUCACGGGGCCGAGCUGCUCUCCAUGAGUCCGCAAAGGUGAAUCCAGGAAGUCGUGUGCAUCCAUGACGUGUUUCCUACGCAGGAUUCUGUGGACUUCUUACAUCACCGGGGGCCUGCUGGCCUCAAAGAAACCGGAAGAAAAGAGAUGACCGACGCACUUUUCAAAGAGCGUUCGGCUUGUCGGCAGAAUUGAAGUUUAAAACGACAACAACAAAAAACGUGUUUAUUUUGGGGGGGUUGUAAAAACGUUGUUGGCCCUUGUUUUGCGUUAUUGCGCAACGCCUCACUGAGAAACACCGCCAUGUGCCCGAUAUCAGGGCGUGAGCACAAAUAUGCAAACUUCAAAACAAAACAAAAAAACACCAGGUGUCAAUCCGAUCUAUAGACGUAGAACUUCUUUAAAAAAGGGUGGAGUCGAGGAAUGUUUUGUUGAUUUUAUAAUCAGGAACCCGACACGGGCCUCUGGUCCCGAGCUGCAGAUGCUCCAUGAUGAUGUCAUUUGGGAUUUACCCAAAAUUGAACUAAAAAAGCUUUUUAAUGACGACCCUGAAACCGCCGUGAUAGUAGUUAUUACCGUAAUAAUCAUAAUAAGAAGUAAGAAGAUCAUAAACCACCAGUGGGGAGUCUCCUUGUCUCCUCUUGCCUUCUCCUCAGGUCUUCUUCUCUCUCACACUGUUCACCAACAGCCACACACACACACACACACACACACACCAUACAGUUGAUUUCCAUCCCAUAAUUGGUGCUCCGUCACUUUUUUCUCUCACUCUAAUAAACGUGCACUAAUCAGUGUGGACAGAUUAAUCUGUUGGUGGGGGGGGGGGGGGGGGGCACACUAAAGAUUAAAAGAUGGCGGCGACAUAUCCCCCCCCCCCCCCCGAUUCCUAAUCUGACUGCAUUUAUUUUGCUUCAGAUAAAAAACAAAAAAAGACAAAGUAUAAUCUGUAACCUGUGGAGCAGAACAAGAAAAGGUAGAACUCACUUUCUCUUUUACGGGUUUUCAUGCCGGAAGGGAAAUGAUAAUAAUUAUUUUAUUUCACAUGUUGAUUUAACAAAGCAACAAAUCGGGGGUGAAAUUCUGUUUGACGCCGUAGCCUACGUCAACGAUGUCGAGACGCGACUGAGAACUUUGAACGUCACAGCGGAGGAAAAAAAGGUCUGGGAUCCGGUCUGGGAUCAGGUCUCGAUCAGGUCUGGGAUCAGGUCUCGAUCCGGUCUGGGAUCAGGUCUCGAUCAGGUCUGGGAUCAGAUCUCGAUCAGGUCUGGGAUCAGGUCUCGAUCCGGUCUGGGAUCAGGUCUGGGAUCAGAUCUCGAUCAGGUCUGGGAUCAGGUCUCGAUCCGGUCUGGGAUCAGGUCUGGGAUCAGGUCUGGGAUCCGGUCUGGGAUCAGGUCUGGGAUCAGGUCUCGAUCCGGUCUCGAUCAGGUCUGGGAUCAGGUCUCGAUCCGGUCUGGGAUCAGGUCUGGGAUCAGAUCUCGAUCAGGUCUGGGAUCAGGUCUCGAUCCGGUCUGGGAUCCGAUCUGGGAUCCGGUCUGGGAUCAGGUCUGGGAUCAGGUCUCGAGCCGGUCUGGGAUCCGGUCUGGGAUCAGGUCUGGGAUCCGGUCUCGAUCCGGUCUGGGAUCAGGUCUGGGAUCAGGUCUCGGUCCGGUCUGGGAUCAGGUCUGGGAUCAGGUCUCGAUCCCUUUCCGUCCUCUCCUGCCGUGGAGAGCUCUGCUCCACAAAGAGUUAAACUGAUCCAGCGUGCUCGUCUUCAUCCUUCAUCUGGAGGCGGCCAUCGCCUUUCGUCAACAGUCACUUAGAGUUUAAAGGUCCAACGAGUUUCAAACAAAGAGGCGGCGGCCUCACGGCGGACGUCUGACCCGAAAACAUCUCAUAAAGGCUUAUCGGCUCACACUCCGACUCCACCAGAGCUGCCACGAGUCACUCACCAUCGGUCAAAUGAAUCCUUGAUUCAUCUUUUUAAAAUGUUAAUAGUAAAGAACGCUUGUUUCCCAGCGGCCAGAGACCUCCCGACAUCGAACAUGUUCAGUUUACUGUCAUACGUGUGUCAUGCGUGUAGCUUCAUGGAUAUAAUCAAACAUAAUAUUCAAUUAUCAUUGAAUUAAAGUGACUUUUUGCAUAUAUCCUACGACCUGUACAUGUGUGUGUUAAAACUAAUGCCAAUAAAUCAGAUUUACGCCUU